Messenger RNA from Ochotona curzoniae (black-lipped pika), 1351 nucleotides. It is a transcript of the gene YDJC, whose product is annotated as YdjC chitooligosaccharide deacetylase homolog. Gene Ontology annotation, molecular function: deacetylase activity. Lineage: Eukaryota; Metazoa; Chordata; Mammalia; Lagomorpha; Ochotonidae. Gene Ontology annotation, biological process: carbohydrate metabolic process. The transcript has 4 exons. The record is from RefSeq and is a predicted model, not a curated record. The coding region runs from base 1 to 1146 and encodes 381 amino acids.
AUGGCGAUAACAAAGGCCGGGAGCAGCGGGGCCGGGUGCGUGCUGGGGGCGGGGCCUCGGCGUCACCGGGACGGGGCGGGGCCGGGCGCGUGCUGGGGGCGGGGCUUGGCGCGCUGCCCCGCCCCCUGGCCCUGGACAGCCCGGCUGCGCGCGCGCCGGGAGGAGAUGGCCGCGGUGUCCCGGCCGCGCGUGCGGCUGGUGGUCACCGCCGACGACUUUGGCUACUGCCCGCGGCGCGACCAAGGCAUCGUGGAGGCCUUCCUGGCCGGCACCGUGACCAGCGUGUCCCUGCUGGUCAACGGCACUGCGGCCGAAAGCGCGGCCCAGCUGGCUCGCAGGCACGGCAUCCCGACAGGCCUGCACGCCAACCUGUCCGAGGGCCGCCCCGUGGGUCCGGCCCGCCACGGCUCCUCGUCGCUGCUCGGCCGCGAAGGCUUCUUCUUGGGCAAGAUGGGGUUCCGGGAGGCGGUGGCGGCCGGAGAGGUGGCUUUGCCGCAGGUGCGGGAGGAGCUGGAAGCCCAACUCAGCCGGUUCCGGGAGCUGCUGGGCCGAGCGCCCACGCAUGUGGACGGCCACCAGCACGUGCACGUGCUCCCAGGUGUGUGCCAGGUGUUCGCUGAGGCGCUGCAGGCUGCUGGCGUGCGUUUCACACGGUUGCCGCUGGAGCGUGGCGUGGGCAGCUGUGCGUGGCUAGAGGCCCCCGCGCGCGCCUUCGCCUGCAUGGUGGAGCGCGAUGCCCUCGCCGCUGUGGGCCCCUUCUCUCGUCACGGCCUCCGGUGGACUGACGCCUUCGUGGGCUUGAGCACCUGCGGCCGGCACAUGUCCACGCACCACCUUCUGGGGGCGCUGGCGCGGGCCCUGGAAGGCGUCCCCGCGGGCCAUGCCCUGACGGCUGAGCUGAUGGCGCACCCCGGCUACCCCAGCGUGCCUCCAUUCGGGGGCUGCGGAGAGGGCCCCGACGCCUUCUCUUGCUCUUGGGAGCGGCUGCAUGAGCUACGGGUCCUCACGGCGCCCACGUUGUCGGCCCGGCUUGCCCAGGACGGGGUUCAGCUCUGUGCCCUGGACUCCCUGGACUCCAAGAGACGUGGGGAUGGGGUGCCCUGUGAGGCCACCCUGGACCCCUUUCUGCAGCCCUCCCCACCUUGAACCCGACUGGAGAGAGCCAAACUCUGAUGCCUGUUUAGUGCAGAGGGAGGACGGGACCGAGCUCCACGGCUGGACAGCGUCAGGACGCGGGUCCCUUGGAGUCAGGGGCUUGGGACUUUCGCUGCCAAGCUGUGUUUCCAGGCCCUGGCUGGCUCAGAGCGACACCCAGAGCAGGGGACAUCUCCUCUGGGAGAUGCUCAGCCUG